AUGAAGGGAGACUUCGUAAAGUUCAACAAUAACGGGGGCAGCGUCAACAAAGCGGAGCAUCGUGCUCAUUGCGAGAUUGCACAAGCGUUUUCGCAUUUCACAUUCGAUGAAAGCCACCGGGAGCUGCUGGUCGUGGACAUCCAAGGGGUGCCGGCAGUUGACGAGAAGACUGGAGGAAUCAAGUUGCACUUGACAGAUCCACAGGUGCACUGCCGGUAUGGGAACUACGAGUCCUUCGGUGAUGGUGACCUCAAAGAAGACGGUGUCAGGAAGUUCUUUGGGACACACGUGUGCAACCGUCUGUGCCGCAAAAUGAAGCUGCGCCCCGUCUCGGAGUACGACUUCAUCCCUCCAAAGGCGGUGGUGCAGUUUCCCGGUGUCUCAGAGGCGUUCCUCUGGACGUUAACAGCCGAGACACUGAAGACUGUCCGCGCCAAGUAUGGCCUGGCUGAAGUGGUCUUUCCCAAUUCCAUCAUUGGACCACUGCUGGAAGCAAAGCUGUGGGGCCGCACACGUGACACCAGCCGGGCAAAAGAGGCAAGUCGAGAAGUCGUUUGGUUAAUGGUGGGUUGUCGGAUUCGUGUUUUGGGCGUUUGGAAGCGUCCGAGGGUAGGUUAG
Cladocopium goreaui is the source of this 618-nucleotide messenger RNA. The record is from the annotation of a GenBank genome assembly. Lineage: Eukaryota; Dinophyceae; Suessiales; Symbiodiniaceae.